Trichoderma aggressivum f. europaeum is the source of this 1044-nucleotide messenger RNA. RefSeq lists its product as uncharacterized. The transcript has a single exon. NCBI's taxonomy places the organism in Eukaryota, Fungi, Ascomycota, Sordariomycetes, Hypocreales, Hypocreaceae. Bases 1 to 1044 code for a protein of 347 amino acids. The record is from RefSeq and is a predicted model, not a curated record. Gene Ontology annotation, molecular function: 3'-5'-RNA exonuclease activity.
AUGCUUCGCUCUGCCAUUGUUGGCUUCGUACUGCUCUGCGCUCUCGUCACUUGGAGCACCACGCUCUUCUUCUUGCAGGGCGAUUCGUUCGAGGCUUGGUUUGACGCAGCUGCUCGCCGGGACAGCGGCCUCGAGUUUAGCAACAAGGCACAGGAUCUGGACUACGAGCCCACCAGGAUGGACGUGACCAACCUAAGCCCUACCAUUCCUCUGCGGAUGGUGACGUUCAACAUCCGAUACGCCACUUCGAGUCCGGUCAAGGGCGAGAAGCUGUGGGACGAGCGAGGCUCCAGGCUCGUCAACGAAAUCAGCUUCAUCACCGCCGGCCAGGAAAAUGCCUUUCUCUGCCUCCAGGAGGCCCUCCACAACCAGCUCGAGGACAUCCAGGCCGGGCUCGGCCCCCGAUGGGCGUACAUUGGCCGGGGCCGCGAGGACGGCAAGAAAAAGGGCGAGUUCUCCCCCGUCUUCUACCGGUCCGACGUCUGGUUCCUGGAGCGCUCGCAGACGCGGUGGCUGAGCACGACGCCCGAGAAGCCGUCGUUUGGCUGGGGCGCCCCUCACAAGCGCGUCGUCACCAUGGGCGAGUUCUCGCACAAGGUGACCGGCACCAGGGUCGUCGUCAUGAGCACGCACUUUGACUACAAGUACGCAAAGGCCCGCAAGCACAGCGCCGAGCAGCUGAUGCAGUACGCCCGCGACUGGAGCCAGGGCAACAACAACGCGGCUGUGCUCAUCGGCGGCGACUUCAACAGCACGCCCGAUGACGUGGCCUACCGCCUCAUGACGGCGCCGGGGUCUGGCAUGUCCGACCUGUCGGAUCUGCUGCCCGCGGACAGGCACCACGGGAACAGCCUGACUUACACCAGCUUUGGCGAGCCCAACGAGUGGCCGCAGCGCAUCGACUUUCUCUUCAUCCAGGAGCCUCGCACCGCAGUCGUCAAGACGUUUAGCGUGCUGGAGAAUGUCUAUGACGACCAGAUCCGCGUGUCGGACCACCGGCCGGUCGUGUCGGACUUGGAGAUUGCCGUGGACCCCUCAUCAUGA